AUGGAAAGCACAUUCGUUUCAAACAGGUUUGGAGUGAACUCCAAGACAGUGAGGGAUAUUUGGGAUCGUAGAACAUGGACAGAGGCAACCAUGUCCCUUUGGACUGACAGUGAAAGGGCUGAGUUUGAAAAGCAAGCCAGGAGGUGCCCGGGACGACCCUUUGGCUCAAAGGACUCGAAGCCAAGGAAGAAGCGAACAGACAUGAAGAAACAGAUAGAUUCAACUUCUGAGUCAUCAGUGGCACCUGGGAAUCAGCAGCAGACUUCAUCGACCAGUGAGACGAACUCGAUCCCUGAGACCAACUCCAUUCCUGACGAGGAGAUGAAGAAGAAUAUUGAGAAGGUUUGGCGGUCUUGUUCAAAACGGCAGCUAUCAAGCUCUGAAGGUUCAGGCUCCAUCGACAAUGGAGACGAAGGUCGCACUUCUAUUGAGCAAGGAGAAACCGAACCAAGCGAGCUGUCUGAUCGAACAGAAGGCUUUUUACAGCAUGAGCAAGCAAACAUACUUCCUAUCAGCCCGUUCGAAAGCUCUUCUUCCAGCAAGUCAAAUGAAGUUGAUGAGUGGUUGGUAAGACCCGAUUCAUCGUCCAUUCAACAAUUCUUGGGUGGGACUGAAAACGUGGACGAUUGA
This is a messenger RNA of Guillardia theta CCMP2712, 630 nucleotides long. RefSeq lists its product as hypothetical. Bases 1 to 630 code for a protein of 209 amino acids. NCBI's taxonomy places the organism in Eukaryota, Cryptophyceae, Pyrenomonadales, Geminigeraceae. The record is from RefSeq and is a predicted model, not a curated record. The transcript has a single exon.